UUCUCGCUCUUUAUUGUCGUCAAAUGCUAGAGAAGUAUUUCUCCUCUCUGACUGAGGCAAAUCAAAACGUUGGCCUUGGCGUUCUGACUCUCAGCAAGUUUGAGUUCGAAGUUGAGGUGUUGGAGUUUGAAGUUCGAAGUCGAAGUUGAUGGUGGACUUGCGGUGGUUUUUUCCUUGAGGUUUAAAACAUGACGUAAAGGGGCGAUAAGGCUUUUGUUUCACUCGUGAGUCAUAAGAAAUGACGAAAAAGAUGGAUUGAGACAAAGGUCGGGGACAUCGGUGGUGGUGCUCGAGACUGGUGUAGGCAGAGGCACAUUACAAUGAUAUGUUGUGUUGUUUGGUUCUCGCGGCAACUCCUAUGAUGGUGACAGUGUUUCCAACAACGUCUCUUGUUGUCAUGGGGCGUGUGGCGGCGGAACCUACUACUAGAUUCAUGGUAACUCACAGACAUGAAGGUGAAAGGGAAACCCUAAUUGACUUUGUGUGGAAGAAAAGGAUAAGGUUGGGUCUGGUCAAGUUUUUACUUGUCACACCCGUCAUUUAAUGUUUGCACCAGUUUUCAUUAUAUGUUCAGUUGUUUAAAUUUUUUCUACACCUCUAUUUAUAUUUUUGUCUCUCGUUGUCGUGGGGAGUGUGGAAGCGGAACCUACUGCUAGAUUCAUGGUAACUCACAGCCAUGAAGGUGAAAGGGAAACCCUAAUUGAUUUUGUGUGGGAGAAGAGGAUAAGGUUAGGUCUGGUCAAACUUUUACUUGUCACACCCAUCAUUUAAUGUUUGUACCAGUUUUCAUUAUAUGUUCAGUUGUUUAAGUUUUUUCUACACCUCUAUUUAUUUUUUUAUUUGUAAUUUAAUUUGGAUCUAAUAAAAAUUUAUUUAAAAAAUUACACCUCAUUAUAAGAGAGGGAUACAGUUUUUUCAUGCCAUUCGGUAGCAAGUAGACACUAUUCUCAUGCCAUUCGGUAGCAAGUAGACACUGUUCGUAAUCAACCCGGUAUCAUUCCUCCUCGUAUCCACUUUCUUAAGCUCUAGUCAUCUCCACAGCCAGAGUCGCCGAUUUGGGAAUUUCUGCUACUGUACUAGUCCGGCGAGAUCCGAAAUUCCACUCCUCUGUUUGCCGCUGCCAAAGCCGUUUUCUCAAACCAAUUUAUCUGUGCAGAAAUCACUUUGCUGCGUGCUAUUCACCCUUUAUUCCUUUACUGGAAUGGUAUAUCUAGCUUUUAAGUAACCCAAAAAGCUUCAGGUUGUUCCGAAAUAAAAUUGACCCAACAACAGUUAGAGAAUGCAAACUAUGCGGCUGAGGCUUUCCAAUUCCGACACCAGAUCUCUUAUCAGGCUCUCAUCUUAUUUGUAUUCUUAUUUUCGUACACCAUUGGAUUUUAUCUCACUAUCGACAUCGUCUCGUGCUUCCUCCACCGCAACCAACUUGUUCACAUCUCCGUGGUCUUCCUCUCAACGUCGGGGAAUCAAAGUAUCUGGUUCUGAUAUUAGAGUGGGAAAUAUCAUUGGAAAACAAGGGCGCAUUUACGAGGUUCUUAAAGUCGAUCACUCUCAUGAAGGAAGAGGAAAAGCCACAAUCAAGGUGGAGCUUCGUGACAUUGGCCAGGGAAACAAGAUCACACAAAGAAUGGGUACUGAUGACGAUAUUGAAAGGGUCUACGUUCAGGAAAAGACUUUCAUGUUUAUGUGCAUGGAUCAUGAUGGAACUGUAGUUUUGAUGGACCCUGACUCACUGGAUCAAAUGGAAGUUUCAAAGGACUUGUUCAACAAGGACUGUUUGUAUCUACGAGAUGAAAUGAAAGUUAGGGUACAAUUUUAUGAUGACAAACCUUUAUCUGCAUCCGUUCCAAAACGUGUCACAUGCAUUGUCAAGGAAGUCAUUUCAGCCACUACAAGGAAUAAAAAGGUCGUACUGGACAAUGGCCUUGCAGUUGAAGUACCGCCUCACAUUGUAGCUGGUGAUGCCAUAGUUGUUAAUACGGAGGAUGACUCCUACAUAGAAAGGGCCAAAUCAUAGUGCGACUUCAGCCAGGAUUUGAAAAGAUAUCCAAUAUUGUCAUGGCUUCUGAAGCAGAAUGGCCUUUUAUUCAGCCUCCUAGCCCUACCUUCCCCUCUUUCACUUCAUAAUAGCUUCUUUUUUUUUCUGCAUCUCCUAGCAACUGAGUUUGAAUGUUUGUGUUUGCAGGACUAUUGCUUUAGUUUGUGCAUAACGAAAGCAAGACAACAUAAUUUUGAUUGUUGAAAUUUUAGAUGAUAAAAACUCAUUUGGACGGUUUGUAUUUAUAUUUAAGUAGCAGGAAUUUCUUUCUCCAGCCCCAUAAGUUUCAAAUUGCUUACUUUACCCUUUAUAAAUUGUAUUAUCUGGAAACUUAAUGAAAUGUGCAAUUCGGAAA
Vigna unguiculata (cowpea) is the source of this 2390-nucleotide messenger RNA. RefSeq names its product elongation factor P (EF-P) family protein. Gene Ontology annotation, biological process: peptide biosynthetic process; translational elongation. The record is from RefSeq and is a predicted model, not a curated record. Lineage: Eukaryota; Viridiplantae; Streptophyta; Magnoliopsida; Fabales; Fabaceae. Gene Ontology annotation, molecular function: translation elongation factor activity. Gene Ontology annotation, cellular component: cytoplasm.